AUGGUCCUUCGGCUGUGCGCUCUCCUCCUUAUUACUCGUCGUCCUAUUAUUAUUAUCCUUCUGGCUGCUUGCGAGGAGCAGCACCAGCAGCCACGGCGAAGCCAAGUCGAGAACGGAAGCGGACAAAACAAAAGCGCAGCAGCCCACAGUUGCGGCAGCGGCUCUUGUCUUAACGGUACACCCACGGUGUACGGUCUCCGAUCAACGAGACUAACCGAGAGGAUAGCCGUCGGCAGGAAGGACUCUCCCCUGGAAGGUCCAGGCUCAGGGCCUGCCCAGUUCGAAUUCGCUUACGCAACGGGGACGCGUUCGCCGCGAGACAGCUUCCAGUUGGAUUACUCACUCGACUUCUUCAAGACGUAUAUCGAUACGCAGCGUUUCUACGCCGGCCACAAGUUGGAUUUCAAACAUCAGAGUUGUGCCGGCGGCCCUGGUUCCGGUGGUGGUGGCGGAGGCGGAGGAGGAGGUGGAGCUGCUGGAGGAGUCGUCGUCGGCGGCAACAACAACAGCAACAACUCAGCGGUCCAGCAACAGCAGCACCAGCAGCAACAGCAACAGCAACAACACCAGCAGCAGCAGCAACAGCAGGCGGUAGCCAGCAGCGGCAACAGCGCCAGCAACGGGAGCAGCUCCAGCUCCACCCUGUCGCUCACCCAUCCGCACGUCCACAGCAGUCACGCCCACGGCCACGCCCAGGCACUGGCGGUAGCGCACGGCCACCACGGACUGCUGCCAUCGGUCUCAGUCUCUGUGCCCCACCAGCAGCCGCAACAGCAGCCGCAGCCCCAGCAGGCGCAACAGUUGCCGACGGGCGUGGGAGUCGCCGCGCCGCUCCAGCAACAGCAGCAGCAGCAACAGCAACAACAGCAGCAGCAGCAGCUGAUCAACAACGGAGCGCCGACCCUGCUGAUCGGUAACGGACCCAGCUCGGCCGGAACGGGCACCGGAGCUGGAUCCGUGUCUGCCGUAGCAGCGGCCGCAGCUGCUGCCGCCUCCAUUCCGCACGUGACGCCCCACAGCUUGGGACUCAGUCCGCAGUCGAGCGCCGACUCGCAGCAGUUCAACAUCUUCCCGGCGAUCUUCAGCCGCCAGCUGAACUUCUCCGCCGGCGGGCAGGCGGGAAAGCUGAGCAUGGACGAGCUACGUCCCAAUCUGGUGGGUGGGCUGCUGGGCCUACAGCAGGGACUGCUGGAGGACCACGCCAGCAUGCAACACGGCGGCGUGGCGCAGGAUACCAAGUUCAUGUCGUUCCAGGACCAGCGGCUGAUGGGCAUUGGCGGCUCGCACGAGAACCGACUGCUUAGCCUCGCCAGCUCAGUGCAGGAUACCCGCUCCCCGAUCACAACGCUUGACAAGUCCUCCUCCUCGUCGCUCAACCACCAGCGCAAGUGCAGCACCACGCCGGAGGACUUCAGCGCCCUCUACUCAGGCCUGCCCACACCCGGCAUGGACUCGUCCUCGCACCACCACACCCCGGCGCACACGCCGCCCUCGCGCCUCUCCGACCACACAAUCUCGGCAGAGGGAGCCUUCAAGAAGCUCAAGCCGGAGCCCAACAGCGGCCUUUCGACGGUGUCCACAGGCAUCACAUCGCCCGGAAGUGGAUUAUCAACGCUGAGUCAGCACGCCGGCCACACCCCAACCACAGCAUCCUGCCCCACACCAGCCAGGCGGAGACAUCGAACCACAUUCACACAGGAACAAUUAGCGGAACUGGAAGCUGCAUUUGCGAAAUCGCAUUAUCCGGAUAUUUACUGCCGCGAAGAGCUGGCGCGCACUACGAAGCUGAACGAGGCGCGGAUUCAAGUUUGGUUUCAGAACCGACGAGCCAAGUACCGCAAGCAGGAGAAGCAGCUGCAAAAGGCGCUAGCACCGUCUGUGAUCCCCUCCUGCAACGGAAUGAUGCGCAACAUUCAGGGCUACAGCGUCUCUCGCGGGUACCAGCCGUAUCCGCAUCACAACACCAUGAAUCGCUAUCCCCAGGAUCUUUUUCAAAUGGGCGCUUCCUCGUAUCCCGGCAUGACACAACCGUUCUCCAUGGCCCACAGUACGAACAUGGGCUCCGUCGGGGUGCGGCAGGACUCGAUGGGAAUGUCGCCGGAGGACGAGUGGUACAACAAAAGCCUGUCCGCCCUGCGGAUGAACUCCUCGCACCAUCCCAACUUGUCAGCCCCGAUGCUACAGUACCAGACAUAAUCAAAAACCUUUGACGACUUCUUUUAAAAGAUCGCAACUCACCCGAUGAUGUGCGGUGUUUUAAAGGCGAGUGCGUCAAACGGUGUCCCGCAGCAUCCUCAAAGGUCUAUAUCUCUGUCUAUAUCUAUGCAUAUAUCGGUGUAUAUAUGUACAUACGAGAGUGUGUGUGUCUCAGUCAGUCACUUGGUCACUCAAUCAGCUAGUCAGUCAGUCAGUCAGUCAGUCAGUCAGUCAGCCAGACAUUAGUUUCCAGACCCACGAUCCAUAUCGAAAAAGGACUUAAUUGCAUUCGGUUGAAGCUAAUUGAAUCGGAGAUGGUAAUCGUCGGUUGGCGUUUGCACCUCUAGUCGAGAUAUUACUUAUAAGACUUGUUAUUAUGAUUGUUUUUUUUGAACUUUUUUUAUUCGGAUCCAAGGCGAACGUAGAGCACGGGGCGAGGGUGGAGAUACGGAGUAGCAGGUAAUAAUUGAAAAUGGAAAGUAUUGUAAUAGACAACUAGUCAUAGGAUCUAAGCGAAUUGUGUAUUGAGAUUUUAGCGCGGCAUUAUAAUGUUAAAUGGAGCAGAGAUCAUGCACACAUAUAAAUAUAAAUAUAAUUAUAAAUAUAUGCAAACGUAUUGAACUAUAUACUAGCAAUAGCGUAAGUCAGGUUGUUCAGUCCUCUCUAUGUCCAGAGUCCGGGCUGCGGAGCAACCCGCUCGGAUCAGCUCCCAGACACCAGGCGGGAGCCGGGAUCCGGACAUCAGGCUCCCAGUGCCGGGUUUUGAACCACUCUUCAUUGCCUGCUCAAUAGGUACUAACUAGAGCUUAUCCGCACACGAAUUACAUAGUCCUCCCCUCCCAGCCGACCACUUAAGAAGCAAACUGCACUGGAACCCACUCCCACCACGCCACUCCCCCAACCCAAUCAAACUACAAACUUUCUAACUAAAUCAAGAUGUGUCGAACUAACUAUAAGACGAUUUUUUUUAGCUAAGCAAUCCAUUAACGAGUUAAAUUUAAUUGUAAUACUAACGAACCCAAAAAACUAAAAUGAAAUGCAAAAACCAAAAAAAAACAAAGUAACGAAACAAACCAAAAACCACUAAAAUACAUUAACAACGAGGCGUGCCGCAGAAAUCAGGAGCUAGUCCCUCGGAGUCCAGUCCUUCUUCCCGUUGUAUGUUGUUCCAUCAAGGUGGAAGCUCUCAGAUGUCAGGGACUCCCACCUGCCGAACAACGUAGUGGGCUGGAGAAGUAUUUUCGGGUUUCUGGGGCACUCCUGAAUAUAUAUUUAAAUACGAAAAUAUAAUAAUAAAAGCCGAAACAAAACUACCAGGAUCAUGUUUCAAAAAUUGAUCUAGUCACAGAAGUGGAGAAAAUGGAAAUAAUAAAAGUCAUUAACAAAAAAUCGAUA
Messenger RNA from Drosophila ananassae, 3591 nucleotides. Its product is annotated as homeobox protein abdominal-B. Gene Ontology annotation, biological process: regulation of transcription by RNA polymerase II. The coding region runs from base 1 to 2196 and encodes 731 amino acids. Gene Ontology annotation, molecular function: DNA-binding transcription factor activity, RNA polymerase II-specific; RNA polymerase II transcription regulatory region sequence-specific DNA binding. The record is from RefSeq and is a predicted model, not a curated record. Lineage: Eukaryota; Metazoa; Arthropoda; Insecta; Diptera; Drosophilidae. The transcript has 7 exons.